Molecule: messenger RNA, 6902 nt
Organism: Branchiostoma floridae (Florida lancelet)
Lineage: Eukaryota; Metazoa; Chordata; Leptocardii; Amphioxiformes; Branchiostomatidae
Product: rho GTPase-activating protein 39-like
Biological process (GO): signal transduction
Cellular component (GO): cytoskeleton; cytoplasm
Molecular function (GO): protein binding; GTPase activator activity
Source: RefSeq, a predicted model, not a curated record
CGCAUGCUCUCUGUGCGAGAAUGACAACAAGAUGGCGGAAGUGUGAGGAGUGUCCCAGCCCUUUGUCCGAACCGGGGCCUUUUCCUUAGUUUUUGCCCUUUCUCUGUGGGUCAAGAACGCCCACAAGCAAUCCGCAGAGAUGGCGGAACGGGUGGAAUGGGUCGAGAUCAUCGAGCCGAGGACUAAGGAGCACAUGUACGCCAACCUGAUCACGGGCGAGUGCGUGUGGGAUCCUCCGCCGGGAUGCAAAGUGAAGCGAACCAACGACAAUCAAUGGUGGGAAUUGUUCGACCAAAACACCGGAAGGUUCUACUACUACAAUGCCACGUCUCAGAGAACUGUGUGGCAUCGCCCGCAGAACGCCGACAUCAUACCGCUGGCCAAACUGCAGACUUUGAAGCAAAACACGGAGGUGCGCGAGGACUCGAGCCCCGACGAUGACCGGCCCAGGAAAGUCACUUGCGAGAUGUCCACCCAAACCUCCCCGGACGAUCUGGACGCCGAGAAUCCCGUGCCAUUGUACGAGGGGAGGUUCGCGAGCUCGCCGAGGUACCGCAGGGGGACGGAUUCCCCUUCCACCCGAAGACACGAACGGUCCGAGAGGCAGAGACGGAGCGAGCGGAGGAAACAUAGCAUGCAACAACAGACAUCCGCCUCCUCCCCAGAGACGCCUAGGGCGGAGAGGCCCAGGAUCAAAACUAACGGGACACACCAGUACAGAGGAAGUGAGGCCUCCCUUGCUGCUAAGAGUGCCAUGAGCCCUAGAGUGUCACACAAACCAAAGUUCCCGCAGACGUCAAAACGGCAAUAUCUCGCCCGACAGCAGGCGCAGGCCGAACGAGAAAUGAGGGAGGGUCACACGAGUCCAUACAGUACCUCAGACGGGAGCGAACACUCGACGCCCUCUAACAGUCACAGUCGACAGGGCAGCAAGACGUCUCUACAGAACACCUCGUACACGGCGGACGGCAGGAUGGUUUCGCGAAAGGCGAGUGUUACAUCACAGCAUAGUUACCCCAUGGAGACAUCAGAGGGGUCGCACAGUCGUCAAGGAAGUAUGAGGUCGCGCAAUCGGGAUGACGAACCAACAUACGUCAACACAGAGUUCCUUGCUAGGAUUGCCGCGCCAACCGAGCCGCUGACGGACUACCCCAGGCAAAAAUCGACGGGGCAGCAAGUUUCGCAGGACACACAGUCGUAUUCGUCCUCGUUCCAAACAGACCAGUACCAGUUCACCACGUUUGGUCACAGUAGACAGCGUGGCGGUGCGGUAGGGGACGGGCAGGUCAUCGGCAGCCCGCGGAUGGGCGUGAGUGUUGUAGAUAGAGAGCAGCAGUACACGAGCCACAGCAGGCAGGGUAGCGUGUCGUCCUCGCACCAGCGAGACGUGCCUGCCAGUCCGACGAUGGGACACGCCCACAUGUCAGUCACCUCCAGUUUUGCCCCGGUGCGGCAGAGUCCCGGCAGCCCUAUCUACUCCCACUACUCGCACGUGCCGGGAAGUCCUAGUUUAUCGCGUAGACACGACAGGGAAACGCCGGACAGCCCGAUCCUCGUCCGUUCGCAUCUCUCCGCGCCGGGAAGUCCUAGCUACUCCGACCCUGGCGACCACUUUUCCGCCAGGAAAGAUAGUUUUGUCGCUUCUCAACAGUCUUUACAUAGCAACGCUAGUAACUCUCUCCGCGAUGGGAGCUUCGAAUACGAGAGUGAUGGAGUUUUCAGUAGUCCUUCCCCUGGGUCGAAGAUGAUCCACGAGAACACAGAUCCCAACUCGUGGCACGCUUCGCUCAGAAGAAAGAAGUCAGACAGCUCGGCGAUGACAGCGCUAGAGAAGAGCCAGUCUCUUCAGAGCAACAUCUCUCCCCCUCCCCCACUCAUGCAAUCCCAGUCCGUUGAUCUGUCCGUCAAAGAUGGCCCGAACUUUCUUCAGCACGAUCCCCGCUCCUGCACGGUGCCUGGAAUGGCCAGGAGAUCGUCGGCCACAGCCAUAUCACCGCCCGGUGUGUUCAGGAGUAAGCCAUCGUCGGAGAGCGACAUCGAAAACUUUGCCCAGGAGCACUUGGCUAUUCCAAAGAAGGGCAUCUUCAAAAAGAAGGUGUCGGUAGCGAGUAUGCUGUCCUGGAGCAAAGAACCCAUCAAGCAACCACUUAUUGUGACAGAAGACAAGAUACUUAAGAAAGAAGCAGUGGAACUCUUCAAGUUGAUACAGGGAUACAUGGGCGACCGCAAGUGCAAGGGAACUUCUGACGAGAUAGCCUUGGAGCUGACUACGAAAGGUUGGAGCACCGCGGUGGUCAGGGACGAGAUCUACAUCCAGCUCUGUAAACAGACGACAGAGAACAAGAAAGCGGAGAGUCUUGAGAAGGGCUGGGAGCUGAUGGCCAUCUGCCUGACGUUCUUCCCCCCCUCCCCCAAGUUCCACAGCUUCCUGGAGAGCUACGUCACCAAGAACCAGGACCCCAUCGCCGACGUCAUGGUAAGGCGAUGGGAUUGGAUUGUGACUCGUGAAUCUGUAACAGGCACCAAGAAGCCCUCCUUCGAGGAGAUCAACCAGUCCCGGAACACCAUCUUCAACCCGUCCAUGUUCGGCACCUCCCUGGAGGAGAUGGAGAUGCAGAAGGACCGUUACCCGGACUACACGUUGCCGUGGAUACAGACCGUGCUGUCCGAGGAGGUCCUGAGGCUGCAGGGGACGGAGACGGAGGGGAUAUUCCGCGUCCCGGGAGACAUAGACUCGGUGAACGAGCUGAAGCUGAUGUGCGACCAGUGGCAGAUGCCGGACUGCGACGAUCCCCACGUCCCCAGCUCCCUGCUCAAACUGUGGUACCGAGAGCUCGCCGAGCCUCUCAUUCCCCACAAAUUCUACGAGGAUUGCGUAGAACACUACGAGGACGUGGAGAAGGUGUUGAACGUUGUGAACUCCCUGCCGGAAAUCAACCGCCUGGUGCUGUGCUAUCUCGUACGCUUCCUUCAGGUCUUCUCGGCCCCGCAGAACGUGACCCAAACGAAAAUGGACGCCAGUAACUUGGCCAUGGUGAUGGCCCCAAACUGUUUGCGCUGUCCCUUGGAUGACCCAAAGGUCAUCUUCGAGAACACCAGGAAAGAAAUGUCCUUCUUACGCACACUGCUACAGAACCUGGACACCAGCUUCUUGGAAGGGGUGCAGUGAGGCAUGCUGGGAACUGCAGGGGAUUAUGGGGGAACAUUGUCCCCCAAAUUGGGUAACAUUUUAUGACGAAGUACCUCGAUUGUGAAGAUAUUUAGAAGCAAUUGUAGUGUAAUUAUGUAAGUCUGAUGGAGGGUUGGUUGACCAAGUGUGAUCAGUAGAAAGGCUGUGAAGGAACAGAAAAGAAAGAAAAAAGUCAUGGAAAGUAGAAGGGAAGAGAGGAAAGACACGGGAGUAAAAAAUUAUGGUGUCACAGUGGGUGCCAGGAUUGUGCUGUCAGACAUCAUGACAGCCAGCCUGUUCCCCACACAGCUGUUGAAGAUCAUUGUCAUCAGUUGAUUGUGUGAAAAAAAAAGAGGUUGUGAAGAACUGAGUAAAAGAAAGGAUCUGUUUCAUGGACUACAGUAACUGUACUUAAAAUGCACUGUAAUUCAAAGCUAUCCGCCACAGUAUUGAUUGUGAUAGAUAUUUUUCUUAUAUGAAGUAUUUUAUUUUCCUCUAAGAGUCUGCAGGAAGGUUUGUUUUUGAAGCCAGAAAAAUUAAUUAACUUUUCAUUGAAGAUUAACCUUUAUGCUGUGUGAUAUGUUGAAUUGUCAAAGCAAAACAUUUUAAUUUUGUUAGGUUGGUUCCCUCUCUGGUACAAAUUGAAAUUUGGUAAGAUAAUACUACCCAAUUGUAUUAAUGACUAUGAAUUUGGUUCCCUCUGAAAUUAGGCUGGGGCACAGAGCAACGCCCAAUUUUCGUCACACAUGAAGUUAAUGAAACAGAUCCUUUUUCUUUGCUACGGUUUAUGGCUCAGAACAAGACAGUUGUUGUGAAAGACAUUGAAUCGUGAAAUAUAAGAAAGGCACUGAUACGGGUUAGAAGGUGGCCGAAGUAUCUUAAGGAGUCCAUCUUGUUAGUGUAACAAGGAGAGAAGUGAAUACGUUAGAACUAAGUAUUUGUACAUAACAGUGUACAGACCAAGAUUUCAACUUACGUUAAUAGUGAAGUUUAAUAUGAAGAGUAGUUGUAAGAGCACAACAUGCUUAUCUUGUACAUAGCAAUUCAAUGUGCAUAGGCAUAGUUAUAUGUAGAGUACGAAUGUUUGGUAGACGUAGAGUGCUUUAAUGUCGAUAUACGUGCGCUGGUUGCAGAUCCGCGAGACUUUGUAGUGACCAAGUCAGUUUCAGAAGUAGCUGCAUAUCUUAGAUUGGCAUUGAAGAGUAAUCAUGUCCUAAUGAAAUUUUUUAUUAAAGAAGUACAUACAAAUGUACAUAUGUGUGGUCAUGAAGUCACGGCACUUGCAAAAUCUACUUUGUCAACCCUGGGCGACUUAAUCAUGCCAUGCUGAUUGAAGACACAGCUUUUCUGGGGUGUCCGGCAAAUACUGCAACCGUUUACUUAAUACUAACCAAGCUAGCUGUGACUGUAGUGUGGUAGAAAAAGAAAGCUCUGCUGAAAUUGAAUCAGAAUCAUUGUUGGCAAAUUGGAAGAAGUAUAACUGAUUGGGAAUAUCUGAAGGUUUGUGUACUACUAGUGGUAGCAAUCAAAUCAUCCAGCUAUUAAGGUGUGAAUGAUAACUUUUCAGACGUGUUGUUUAAGCCUUUGCCCAACUAUCCAGACAGAAGUCAAGCUAUUCAGCUGCAAACUGUACAUUACAACACCACGUUGGUACUUAGUUCCGAUAAUGGCCUUCCUCAUUUGUUACGUACUUACCCCGCUACUAGCUGUUACUGCAUUGAUUUAGGUAAAUGGUGCUGUAAAAGAUGCUUGGAAGGACAUCAAUGCCUUCAGGAAUCAUUUUUCUUAACGAUGUGUACAACUUCAUUCUUGAAGUUACCAUUCAGUUGUCAGAUUUCAUGUAAUGUUAUUUUAUACAAUCAUGUAACCAAAAAUGCUUUUUAGUGCCCUAAGGUUAGUGUUAUCUCAUGUUGGUUCAAAGCUAACAUGGUGCAAAGUAUUCCAUUGUAGUGGUAAAACUAAAGGAUUAUUUGUGUUCCCUUGCAGUGCCAAAAGCUCCCGGCCUAUGCUUACACCGUAGCCAUGCAUACGCAUUACAUAAAUACUUACGGACUAUGUUGUUUCUGUCUUUCUAGACUUAUUUCAGAAGGUUCAAAAUAUAGAAGUGUUACAAAGAUUAUGAAAGUUGUUGCUCCUGGUUGCCAAAGUGGAAAUGUGCCCCCCCCCCUCUCCUCUGGGGAGGUCUUUAAUGGUGUUAUGUUGCCCCUAUGUGUGUGCCAUAAUGCACUAAUGUCUGGACACACAAUUAAUAAUUCAAGGCAGUGGGCAUAUGCAUAACUUUAGAAACCAGGACAUGUCAUAGACCUUGCUAAUUGUAAUUAUUAUGGCUCAGCUUUAUGCACAUCUACAAGUAUGCUUCAUUGUGUCCCCACAUUUAUGCCAGUGUUGCUUUUUUCUUUGUUUACCACUACAGGCUGAAAAUGAAUGCUGGUGCUUGAGUGUAUGUUAUGUCCACAAGUAACCUUGUACAGUGUACUUAGUUACAAAAUUUAUAUCUUAAAACAUUUUCUGCUGCAGCAGAAACGUAAUAUUGUAAAAUGCUGUAUUUUUGUUUCAGUCUGUUCCAAAGAAAUUUUUUUCAAAACCAUAUCAAGCAAACAUUGAGAGGUUAUUUGUCAACGUUUGCAAAUUAUAAUUAUUAUUUUCUGUAUCAUUUGAAAAGCUAUGUAGAAAACAUGCUUCCGGUGCUUGUGUAUACCUCAUACAUUUGUUUUAAAAUGAACAUUAUUGUGAAGGUUUGGUCAUUGAUGUUAAUGUAACCAUGCAAACAGAAUGUCAUCCAGAUGCAGCUUUUGACCAGAUUAUCAAACUUUAAGCGUAGAAGCGCCAUCUAUCUGUCAAGUAAUGUACUGCAGAAGCUAAGGUCUCCACUCAAGACAAAGCAUUUCACAUGUACUUCCAUCGAGCUAAAAUUUGGGACUUGGGAUUGCAAAUAACUGAUGGAAUGCUUCCAUACAAGAAUCUGAUCAUGAACCUGAAAUAGUUAACAGUUUUGAUAUUUUUGUCUUUCGCCCACUUUUUCUUCACCAGCCACAAAAUUUCUCUGCUAAGUAAAUACAUUUGACUUUUGUUCAUCAUCGUUGGCCUCCGUCCGUUUUGAUCAGCGAAUGGUUUGGAAACUUCAUGGCUUGUACCUUGCAAAAUAUUCAUUGUUCACCAGUACUUAAUCCAUUCUCAAUCAAUGACCAAGCUUGCUAGCCAAGUUACCAUCUUGUUAAGGCGAAUCAGUAGGCAACAUCGGGUAAACUAGACGGGAUGGUCCCAUUGCCACUUGCUUUUCUGUUGUACUGUAAAAAUGGACAUUGUCUUUCUUCUUCAGUACAAACUGAUAUGGAUUGUACCACUUGUAAUGGCAGAGGUAGGGAAAUGAAGUCUUAUAAAACGCCUAUUACAUGUACUUACAUGUUGUCAACAGAGUACUUGACUACAGGAAUAUCAAGAAACAAUGUUGCAGUAAAUGCUACCGUGUCUUCUUUACAACACAGCAACAACACAUCUGCUGUAGUGACCUGUUAGAGUAAGACUGACUGGAGUAGGCAAGUCCACGUAGUUCUCAUCUGGUAACAAGCUGUCCUUAAGUACAGCUAGACAAGAGUAGUCACAGCAUCUAACUGUAUAGGUUGCAUCAGAUGAAUUGUGCAUGAGUUACAGACAGGCCUGUCUGUCUGGAACCCGAUUCUGAAAAUUUAAUAAUUCGUCAAGUACUUAACAAUAAAGCGUUGAAAAGUGCUCA